AUGGAGCUGAGGCUGAGGCUGCUGCUGCUGCUGCUUGCGCUCAUCUGUCUGCAUGCUCCCCGUUGGGCUUCGGCUCAGCAGCCUGAGGAGGCGACCGUUAUAGUUAAAGGCUCCAGUAGGAUUGCUGCCACGGAUGACAACUACGUCUGUGCUACAAUUGAUUGGUGGCCUCCGGAGAAGUGCAACUACAAUCAGUGUCCAUGGGGCCAGGCGUCAAUUCUUAAUCUGGAUUUGGAUCACCCAUUUCUUUCUGAAGCCAUUCAAGCAUUUGACCAUUUGAGGAUUAGGCUGGGAGGCUCCUUGCAAGACCGAGUUGUUUAUGAUGUGGGAACAGAAAGUCCAUGCUCCCCAUUCACAAAUGUAUCCAAUGGCUUGUUUGGUUUCUCAGUUGGUUGCCUCGGUAUGGAUAGGUGGGACAAACUGAAUGAUCUAUUUCAGAGAACAGGAGCAAUUGUCACAUUUGGUGUGAAUGCACUCUAUGGGAGGUAUAAUGUCCGGCGUUCCAUCUGGGCAGGCAAAUGGAACUCCACAAAUGCAUAUGAUUUUAUAAAAUACACAAUCUCAAAGGGAUACCCAGUUAGCUCUUGGGAAUUUGGCAAUGAGCUGAGUGGGCAUGGAAUCGGAGCGAAAGUUGAUGCUAAACUUUACGGAAAGGAUGUAAUUGAAUUUAAAUCCAUCCUUCGGCAAUUGUAUAAGGCACCACUGUCCCAGCCACUCCUGUUAGCCCCGGGAGGGUUCUUUGAUCAACAGUGGUAUUCUCAGCUACUUGAGACUUCAGGUCAUGGUGUUGUUAAUGCCCUAUCUCACCAUGUAUACAAUCUUGGUGGAGGGAAUGAUGUUCAUCUUAUAAGGAAGAUCUUAGACCCAAAGUACUUAGAUCGUGCUGAAGAUACUUACAGAGACAUGCAACUUACCAUCCAAAGGCAUGGAACAUGGGCUUCUGCUUGGGUCAGUGAAAGUGGCGGUGUAUUCAACAAUGGUGGUCUACUGGUGUCAAAUACAUUCAUCAACAGCAUCUGGUAUCUAGAUCAGCUUGGGAUGGCAUCUCAGUACAACACAAAAGUGUUCUGCAGGCAGACUCUCAUCGGUGGCAACUAUGGACUGCUUGACACAGAAACUUUUCUGCCAAAUCCUGAUUACUACAGUGCUCUACUAUGGCAUCGGCUUAUGGGCAAUGGAGUUCUUUCAGUUGAUAUCAAUGCACCACGUCAAAUACGUGCUUAUGCUCAUUGUAGGAAACAACAGCAAGGCAUCACGCUUCUGUUGAUCAACCUAAGCAAUACUACUGGAUACAACGUCACUCUCCUGAAUGACAUCAACGUCAGCCUCGGUAAAAGACCUGACUUUGAGAAGCGCAGUUCUUUCACACACAGGCUCAAGAAAGCAGUCUCAUGGCUGGCAAGGAAACCACCAAGCAACACCAAGAGGAGGGAGGAGUACCAUCUGACCGCCAAGGACGGUGAUCUCCAGAGCAAGACGAUGCUGCUCAACGGGGUCCCGUUAGAACUUGGAGAUGCUGGCAGCAUUCCAGCUAUGGAUCCGGUGCUCGUUGCCGUUGAUUCGCCGGUACACCUAGCACCAACAUCCAUCGCCUUCGUAGUUCUACCCAAGUUUGAGGCCAAGGCUUGUUCUUGA
This is a messenger RNA of Miscanthus lutarioriparius, 1635 nucleotides long. NCBI's taxonomy places the organism in Eukaryota, Viridiplantae, Streptophyta, Magnoliopsida, Poales, Poaceae. The record is from the annotation of a GenBank genome assembly.